Messenger RNA from Aureobasidium vineae, 1473 nucleotides. The record is from the annotation of a GenBank genome assembly. NCBI's taxonomy places the organism in Eukaryota, Fungi, Ascomycota, Dothideomycetes, Dothideales, Saccotheciaceae.
AUGAUCAUGUCAACUACCAACGGUAGUGCAUCGGAAAAGACGAUAUACUUGGGUGCUUUUGCCCAUUGCACUUCUCUGCAAGAAGUCGAGAUCUGCGAGGCUGGAGCCAUCGGAGUCGAUUCGAACGGCAAGAUUGCAUUCAUCGAGCGAGACAUUGGAGAUAUCCCAGCAUACGAACUACGCGAGCGAAAGGAUGGUUGGGAGAAAGCAAAGGUGGUACAAAUACAGGAUCGAGGCUUCUUCUUUCCAGGUUUCAUAGGUAGUUCUGAUACAUUGCAGAGGAAGGUGUUUCUCAGACUAAUGUGGCUGCCCANNGAUACACACAUCCACGCCUCGCAAUAUCCAAACUCUGGCAUUUUCGGCAAAUCAACAUUACUGGACUGGCUCAACACUUAUACUUUCCCGCUGGAGUCAUCUUUUACGGAUCUGGAAAAAGCCCGUCGCAUCUAUGCUCGUGUUGUCAAUCGCACCCUUUCCCAUGGCACAACAACAGCGUGCUACUAUGCCACCGUCCACGUCGAGGCCACGAACCUGCUCUCUGACAUCUGCUUGUCCAAAGGUCAACGCGCAUUUGUCGGCCGCGUGUGUAUGGACCAACUAAGUCCAGACUACUACCGCGACGAGAGUGCCGAAUCCGCCAUCGAAGCCACAGAAGCCUGUAUCGCACACGUGGCCAAGAUAGACCCCAAGCACCACUUCAUCACUCCAAUCAUAACCCCUCGUUUCGCUCCCAGCUGCAGCGAGAAAUGCCUCAGCGCUCUCGGCAAACUCGCUCACAAAACCGGUUUACCCAUCCAAACGCACAUCUCAGAAAACAAGUCUGAAAUCGAACUGGUGGCUGAAUUGUUCCCUAACAAUACUUCCUAUACCAAUGUCUAUGACAAGGCAGGAUUACUGGGUCCAAAGACAAUUCUUGCACAUGCGGUCCAUCUAUCGCCAGAAGAACGCGCAACCAUCCGUUCUCGCGGUGCAAAGAUCAGCCAUUGUCCAGCUUCCAACACAGCAUUGACCUCCGGCGCAGCGCCCGUGAGGACUUUACUCGACGAAGGCCUCACAGUCGGUCUCGGAACAGACGUCAGCGGAGGCUACAGCCCCAGCAUUCUAGAAGAGGCCCGUCAAGCCGUUCUCGUCAGCAGACAUGUAGCCAUGGUAGAUGACGAUGCCGCAAAGCUGAGCACAGAAGAAGCAUUAUGGCUAGCCACUCGCGGUGGCGCAAAGGUCGUUGGUCUCGAAAACCGCGUCGGUGGACUCGAGGUCGGUAUGGAUUGGGAUGCACAGAUGAUCAGCUUGGAUGUUGUGAGCGAAGACGGCGAAAUGGGUGAUGCCGACACCAAAGGCCCUGUCGAUGUCUUCAUGUGGGAGAGCUGGCCAGAUAGACUUAACAAAUGGUUCUACGGCGGGGACGACAGAAACACAGCCGCCGUAUGGAUCAAGGGUCGUUUGGUGCACACAACGCACAAAUACAGAGGUUGA